CAGCAGCUGCAGCUCUCAGGGGUGGCGGCGCCUGAUCCACACCCACCUGGCUUCUCACUAGUUCGCUCUUCUUCCUUUCUUCUUGAGAGGACUUCAGGCAGCGGCAGCAGCAUCAGCAAUGGAAGAGGCACAGUCCUGGGCCCCACUUGUUGGUUUCGUGCUCUUGCCCCAUGCAGGAAGCAUGUGGGGAGCUCGCAUUACCAAGAAGGAAUUGCCUACCUGGUACGAAUCCCUCGAGAAGCCAUCGUGGCAUCCACCUAACUGGACUUUCGCACCUAUCUGGGGAAGUUUAUAUUCAUCAAUGGGAUAUGGCUCGUACCUGGUAUGGAGGGAACUGGGAGGCUUCAAUGACAAGUCUAUGGUUCCACUUGGACUUUAUGCUGGACAGCUAGCACUGAACUGGUCGUGGACUCCCAUAUUCUUUGGAAAUCACAAAAUAGGAUGGGGGCUGGUCACUUUGCUACUUACCACAGGAGCAGCAACAGCUACAACUACAGUCUGGUAUCAUGUCAACAAAACAGCAGCCUAUUUGAUGUACCCUUAUUUAGCCUGGCUGACUUUUGCUUCAGUGCUAAACUACCGUUUGUGGAAGGGCAACCGUGACAAGAAGCACCCAUAACAUCUUCUAAAGGGGUGGAAAAGAGCAAGAGUAAUUUUGUUAGUCUUAGAGGUGCUCCUGGACUUUUGCUCUUUUCCACUGCUACAGACAAAGACGGCUACUCACCUUGAUCUAUCUUCUAAAGGGAGUUGUGAUAAAACAGUAUUUAAAAAACAUCAAACAUCUAACUAUGAUUCCAUAAUCUAGACCAUUGUGAAAUGUAAUGUCCAUGUUAACAUGCAAAUAUACAUUUUCUAGAUAAAACCACAAUAAAAUGGAAGGAUUCGAGAAAUGUG
Eublepharis macularius is the source of this 894-nucleotide messenger RNA. It is a transcript of the gene TSPO, whose product is annotated as translocator protein. Gene Ontology annotation, molecular function: cholesterol binding. The transcript has 4 exons. Gene Ontology annotation, cellular component: endoplasmic reticulum; membrane. Lineage: Eukaryota; Metazoa; Chordata; Lepidosauria; Squamata; Eublepharidae. The coding region runs from base 119 to 619 and encodes 166 amino acids. The record is from RefSeq and is a predicted model, not a curated record.